CGAACAUGGGCUCUGCAAUUCUUGCUAUGGAUUUGGGAUGGAUGGGUCCAAAUUACUCAAUUUCUACAGCUUGUGCUACUAGCAACUUUUGUAUACUAAAUGCCACAAAUCAUAUUAUAAGAGGCGAAACAAAUAUGAUGCUCUGUGGUGGGUCUGAUGCAGCUAUUAUUCCCUUAGGAUUGGGAGGAUUUGUUGCCUGCCGAGCCCUUUCACAGAGGAACGAGGAUCCAACCAAAGCUUCUCGUCCUUGGGAUAUGAAUCGUGAUGGAUUUGUUAUGGGAGAAGGAGCAGGUGUACUACUAUUAGAAGAACUAGAGCACGCUAAGCGGAGAGGUGCAACUAUAUAUGCAGAGGUUUUAGGUGGAAGCUUUACGUGCGAUGCAUAUCACAUGACUGAACCACGUCCAGAUGGAACAGGAAUUGUUCUAUGCAUAGAGAGAGCCUUGGCUCAGGCAGGGGUAGCUAGAGAAGAUGUCAAUUACAUAAAUGCUCAUGCUAGUUCGACACCAUCAGAUGAUUUGAAAGAAUUCGAGGCUAUUAUUCGCUGCUUUGGACAAAAUACUGAGCUGCGAAUGAACUCUACAAAAUCUAUGGUUGGUCAUCUACUUGGGGCUGCCGGUGCUGUGGAAGCUAUUGCAACCGUUAAGGCUAUACAGACAGGAUGGAUCCAUCCAAAUAUCAAUCUUGAACAACCUGAUGAAGGCAUGGAUACAAGAAUACUUGUAGGUCCAAAGAAGGAAAAACUAGAGAUAAAGGUUGCACUCUCUAAUUCAUUUGGCUUUGGGGGACACAACUCAUCCAUUCUAUUUGCACCCUAUGAACAUGAAAACUGAUAUCUGCUAUGGCGAUCUCAAUAUAUUGCUAGGCUCAAGGUUCAUUCAUUGCUUCCAUUUUACAGGAUUUUUACAUGUUAACUGUAAGAGAUUGAACUAUUGAAUCCCCGAAAAGGGAAAGUGAAAUCUCACAUAAUU
Messenger RNA from Olea europaea var. sylvestris, 971 nucleotides. RefSeq names its product 3-oxoacyl-[acyl-carrier-protein] synthase II, chloroplastic-like. The transcript has 10 exons. Gene Ontology annotation, cellular component: chloroplast stroma. Lineage: Eukaryota; Viridiplantae; Streptophyta; Magnoliopsida; Lamiales; Oleaceae. Gene Ontology annotation, biological process: fatty acid biosynthetic process. Bases 6 to 833 code for a protein of 275 amino acids. The record is from RefSeq and is a predicted model, not a curated record. Gene Ontology annotation, molecular function: 3-oxoacyl-[acyl-carrier-protein] synthase activity.